Entrophospora candida is the source of this 1653-nucleotide messenger RNA. The record is from the annotation of a GenBank genome assembly. NCBI's taxonomy places the organism in Eukaryota, Fungi, Glomeromycota, Glomeromycetes, Entrophosporales, Entrophosporaceae.
AUGUCUCUCUCUUCUAAUGUCGCGUCUGAUACGCCUGUUAAGACCAACCAACUAAUACCUUAUGCCAAAUCCAUCAAAGAAUAUUUUAAUGAUAAAGGAUACGUAUUUUAUAUUGGGAUAGGGCUUACUACCACAGUGAUUUUAACUGGGGUUGGUCUAUAUUUCCUUCGAACUCCCAAGCCACCAAAACCAAGAACACGAUCAACUUCUCGUAAAAAAGGACCAAAAACUAAUAAGUCAACAUCAUCAAGAACUGCAAGAGAGGAUGCAGAGGCCGAAGAGUAUGAAAGGUAUACCAUUGACCAAAUAAAUGCUUUACCAAAAGAGAAGCGAAUAGCAGCUUCACAGUUACUUAAAACUCGCGGUAACACUGUUUUUGGCAAAGGAGAUUAUGAAAGGGGCAUUAAGCUCUAUACACAAGCACUUGCAUUUAAUCAAGAUCCUAUAUUUUACGGCAAUCGAGCAGCAUGCUAUUAUAAUAAAAAUGAAUUUCAGAAAGUUAUUGAAGAUUGUACCAAUUCAUUGGAAUUGGAUCCUUAUUAUGUUAAAGCAUUGAACAGAAGAGCAAUGGCUUAUGAAAAUCUUUCACAAUAUGAAGAAGCUUUACAUGAUUAUACUGCUGCAUGUAUAAUCAAUGAUUAUAAAAAUGAAACCUCUGUUAGGGCUAUCGAACGCCUUUUAAGGAUAAUAGCUACUAACAAAGCUCAAGAAAUAAUGCAGACUAGACCAAAACGCCUCCCAUCUUCAACGAUGAUUUCUUUACAUUUGGAAACAUUCCAAAAAAUGGCUUUUGAUGCGACAGAUACUCGACCUGUGAUUUCUCAAGAGGAUAAAACUGGCGAUGAUUAUUUUAAUGAUGCACAAGAGUUCUUGUCACAGCAAAAAUAUAAUGAUGCAAUGAAAGCUUUUGAUCAAGCCAUUGAACUCAAAUGUGAACACCUUGACUAUGCUUAUAAUAUGCGAGGAACCUUUGCUUACUUAAUGGGGGAUUUUGAAGGUUCAUUAAGCUAUUUUGAAAAGGCUCUCGAGUUGAAGCCGAAUUAUGUACAAGUUCAUAUUAAACGUGCAACAGUUUAUACAGAACAGGGCACCAUUGAUGAUUAUCAACGUAGAAUAGAGCUUGAUCCGGAAUUCGUUUAUGCUUAUAUACAACUUGUCAUAUGCCAAUACAAAUCUAAAGGAAUAGCAGACGCGAUUAAAGUCUGUGAGGAUGCAAUAGAGAAAUUUAAUGAUUCAGCAGAACUUUAUAAUUAUUACGGUGAACUGUUGGUUGAAAAUGGUGAUAUUAAUACAGCAAUAGAAAAAUUUGAUAAGGCUAUUGAGUUUGCUAAAGGGAAAUUUGUAUCACCACUAAUACAUAGAGCAAUGCUUGUUUUACAUCCUAAUAACAAUUUUACUGAUGCCGAAAAUUAUUGUCAGCGAGCUUUAGAUAUCGAUCCAGAUAAUGAGCUUGCACAUUUAGUUAUGGGCGAGAUUUUAUUGUCAAAAAAUGAUUGUGAAGGGGCUUUACGAUAUUUUGAAAAGUAUCAAGAAUUUCCAAGAACUGAAAAUGAACUUAUAGGUGUUCAGGAAUAUAUAGAGGCUGCAAAGUCUCGUAUUGUUUUCAAGAAAAAAUAUCCACAAGUAUCUGAACGCACAUUUGGAAAAAUAUAA